AAGGCAGCGGUGGCGGCAGCGACGACGGCGGCUCCGGAGGCCGCAGUCCCGGUCCUGGCUUCGCCCCCAGCCCCACCAUGGUGACGCUCGCUGAGCUGCUGGUGCUCCUGGCCGCCCUCCUGGCCACGGCCUCGGGCUACUUCGUCAGCAUUGACGCGCAUGCAGAGGAGUGCUUCUUCGAGCGGGUCACCUCGGGCACCAAGAUGGGCCUCAUCUUCGAGGUGGCGGAGGGCGGCUUCCUGGACAUCGACGUGGAGAUUACAGGACCUGAUAAUAAAGGAAUUUAUAAAGGAGACCGGGAGUCCAGCGGGAAAUACACAUUUGCUGCUCACAUGGAUGGAACAUAUAAGUUUUGUUUUAGCAAUAGGAUGUCUACCAUGACUCCAAAGAUAGUGAUGUUCACCAUUGAUAUCGGGGAAGCCCCCAAAGGACAAGACAUGGAAACAGAAGCUCACCAGAACAAGCUAGAAGAAAUGAUUAAUGAGCUUGCAGUGGCGAUGACAGCUGUGAAGCAUGAACAGGAAUACAUGGAAGUUCGAGAGAGAAUACACAGAGCAAUCAAUGACAACACAAACAGCAGAGUGGUCCUUUGGUCCUUCUUUGAAGCUCUUGUUCUAGUUGCCAUGACAUUGGGACAGAUCUACUACCUGAAGAGAUUCUUCGAAGUCCGGAGGGUUGUUUAAAAGCCUUUUCCCCAUAAUCCCAAAUUCAUAAUUCACUGUUUACCAAACAUCUUGGUCAUAAUAAUGUCAUUAGUUUCUAUGUUUUUAUUUUCUGAACUGUAUCUUCAGAGCUUAUGUUUCUUUGUGAUUAGUAGAUAUUGGGGGAAAACACUUUUUUUAGGAAAGCUAUAGUGAAAAUUCGACAUUUGAUUGGCAUAAAUUCAUAUUUGAAUUCUGCCUCCAUUAUACAGGCCCUCCCAAAACUCAAACACUGUAAGCCGAAUAUAGGUGUAGAGUCCUUAGUUUUCUUUCUUUUUAUUUUCAUUAUAAAAUACAGUUUGUUCAGGAUAGUACUUUACUAAAAUGACUCUAUUCUUGGGAUCCCUUAUCC
Messenger RNA from Budorcas taxicolor (takin), 1053 nucleotides. Its product is annotated as transmembrane emp24 domain-containing protein 2. The transcript has a single exon. NCBI's taxonomy places the organism in Eukaryota, Metazoa, Chordata, Mammalia, Artiodactyla, Bovidae. The record is from RefSeq and is a predicted model, not a curated record. Gene Ontology annotation, biological process: endoplasmic reticulum to Golgi vesicle-mediated transport; Golgi organization; intracellular protein transport. Gene Ontology annotation, cellular component: Golgi apparatus; endoplasmic reticulum; endoplasmic reticulum-Golgi intermediate compartment. The coding region runs from base 78 to 683 and encodes 201 amino acids.